UAUUUCUUGCGUUCUAUCUGCAGACGCUAGAGGGAACGUAGUCAUUCCAGUGUUUUUUAUAUUCCAGUUUUUCUUCCUGUCUGUGUGACUUGUGACCUUCUGUCAGUUCGGUCUUUGUCACUUUUCACUUUGUCAUCGAAAUCACGAAAGCAUCCAAUGAAACCAUGGUGAUUUGAAAAUGACACUAUAAAUUCAAUUCAAAUUGAGAUUCUCAUCCUCAAUUUUUUGCACAACGUAAUUUCUAAAAUUUUCAUUUGAUUUGUUUGUAUUCUCAUUCUUACGGUAUUUCAGCAUUCAAAGUGAUGCAGGUAGUAAUCAAAUUUCAUUAAAAAUUUAAGCCUGAUGUGAUUCUAGGAUCAUUUAAAUAAAUUAAAAAUGUUUGAAGAGAAGAAAACACAAUUUGUGUCUUCUAUAAAAAUAAAAGGAAUACACCUUUUACCUCCUGUGAUAAAUAAUAAGCAACGUUCUGAACUUCAGAGAUACAAACAACAAGCCAUCAAACUAGAAAAACGUUUGGACAACUGCAGAGAAUUGAAGAAAAACCUUGAAGAACUCCUAAGCCUCCAAUCUUUCUCUGAUAGACCCAUAUCAGCUGUUACAUUCAAUGACAACAGUCAUCUUGAUGCUUUGGGCUUAUCAACAUCAAGAAGAAAUUCUCACUCAAAAAGACCUAUGAAACUCAGCCAUGACAUUGUAGAUGUGUCUGAAUAUAGCAGUGAUGGCAUCAAAUUAAUUGAUGAGAUAGGGACAAAUAGUACUGAUUUGAGUGAAGGACAUUCACUCCAUAACAUGAACAGUAAAGAAUUUAAUGAAACUGACACAUCUCUAAAUAUAUCUACUGAAAUCAUGAUUUCACAACCCACAAGCAGUCAAGCACCAAUUAUCAAUAAUUCUGUUGAUCAGAUUUGUCCUGUAUUAGAUUUAAGUGAAGUCAUUGAGGGCACAAGGAGUUCACCACUGAAUGAUACUUCCCAAAACAUAUCUCCUAUAUUGUCAGCUAAACCCAGACUGAUUAGAAGUAAUUCUUAUAUUUUGGAGGCUCCAAGCCCUAUAUUGCUAGCACACCUUGAAAAAUAUGGUAAUGUUGAAGAAUUGAACACUGGAGAGCAAUCAAAUAAAUCACACUACUGGUCUUCCUUUGAAACCAAUGAUAUUCCAAGUUACAUUCCUUUGGAGAAUAGUGAGUUUAGUAGCAUGAAUACUGUUUACAACAAUGACAUGAACAAAACUGAGGAUUCUCUAAAGAAUAAAGGCAGUGAUAUUCCUAGAAUUGAGGUAAUUCAAACAGACAUUUCUGUUCAACAAAUAACCCUAAAUGGAGAUUCUGAAACUAAUGAAAACCUGUUGAAAAACACUUUGAAUCUCUCAGAUUCUGAUAGUAGGUUGAUGGAAGCAUUGAAGACUAUUCCUGAGGAAUACUCUAAACAAAUCAUUGAUUUGAUUGAAAAACAACACUUGGAACAAUACAGUAAGGUAGAUAAUUUCAGAAAAACAAAGGAACAGUUUUUGGAUGCCAACACUUCACAGACUCCUGGACCAAAGGAAGUAAAAGAAUAUAAUUAUGGGUUCACUCCACAAAAAGAUAGACCCUGUGAUGAUCUAUCCACUAUCAGUAGGUCUUCUAGGAUAUCUUCUUUAUCACCCAGCCAAUCAAUUUAUUACAGUGGAUCUGCCUCUGGUACCUUGAUGCCUACAACACCUUGUUCUGAUCUGAUGAAUCUUGAAGAAGAAAAUGAUGCAACAAACAAAAUUGGAAGAUUUGAUACUGCAGAAGAAUCUCUGAAAAAUUUGGAAGACAAUUUUAGUUUGCAACUCUCAUGUGAGAAGUCUUAUAAAGAAUUGUUUCCUGAACUGCAGAAGGAAUGGGCUGCUAGUGUUAUAUGUGCCCAUGUGAGGGGAUAUCUUACCAGAAGACUGCUUAAAACAGAAAGGGUGCAAAAUCUAAUAGAGACCAUCAAGGAUGCACUCUUGUGUGCCAUACAGUUACAUAAUGCCGAAAAUAUUGAUGAGUCAGAUGUUGAAUUGCAUAGGAGAUUGAUGAACCAAGUUUCCGCCGCAUGCUACGCAUUCCACGACGUCUUCUUCACUUUGUCCGUUUCGGAACAGAUGUCACUGAUAUCAGUUGACAGGCAGAGGAAAAUCGACAAGGCGAAACGGCCCGUUUCCGCACCUACUCCUCGAAGAUCCCGAUCAAAUUCUAGUCGAUCGUCGACCAAAAGUUUAACGCCCAUGUCAAGGAGUUUAACCAAAGUUUGAGGAGUAGGUAUUUGUUUUCAUGCUGGAUUUUUGUGAAGCGAGAAAUCCAGUGAAAUUCUUGGAGGGUUGAACAUUGAAAACUAGAUGAUACAAAUUAAGAUCCAAAUACAUUUUUCGCACUUUAUAUAUUUUUUCAGGAAACUGCAUAUAUUUUUGCGUUAUUCACGAAUGUCAUAAUUUUUGACUAUGAGUUUAUUGUGAUUAUGCGGAUUUGUUGCAGACAAACAUUGAAUUGAAAUGAAACAUGGAAUUAUAAAAGAGGAAGUUUUUUUUCUACAGCGUGUCUCACUUUAAACGGCCCCCCUCUAUAUCUCAGUUAUUAGUCAUGCGAUUCCAACCAACUUUGGUGUGGUAUAAAUAACCAUCAAUAUGCUCAGUUUUACAGAGAUGCACAUUAUUUUGGGCAGUGCCGUGCGUUUUUAUUGAACUAAAUAUGGGUCGAUUUUUCAUAAAAUCAUAUUAGGCAUUUUUACAGGAAAUCUAACCUCAUAUUAUUGUUCCUCAUGCUUUCGAACCUCCAUAUGCAAAAAAUCACCUAAUUCCGAAUCAACAGGAUUGGCUUCAUUUUUUUUCAUUUUCAGUCUUGAAUAAAUAGUGACUUCAAAUCAACUACGAAUUUUGGAACGUUCAAUGGCUCCGGUAGGUGGAAAAUCAUGAUUUGGAAGGAAAAACGAGUUAUACUUUUUUAUGUUGAACUCACCGUUUCCGAGUAAAUAAUUAUUACGUUCGCAAAAAUGCUGUUUAGAUGUGCCUGUUUUUCUGAAACCCUUCAUAGGCAUCUUAUGAAAAUCCACAUGUGUGGGUUUGAAACCAUGAAAAACAAUAUUAUGAGCUCAGUUUUCCUGUGAAAAAAUGCCUAAUAUGAUUUAAUAAAAAACUGACCCCUAUUCAUUUCAAUAAAAAUGCACGGCACUGUCUAAAAUGAUGUUCGUCUUUGAAGAACUGGUCAUAUUGAUGAUGAUUCAUACCGAUACAAAUCUGGUAAAGAUCGCACGACUGACAGCUGAGAUAUAGAGGAGAGGCCGUUUGAAAUGAGACAUGCUGUAUAUAAGAAUGGUAUUGGAGAUGGUGGUCCAGAAGUUUAGGAUUGAAAACAUAACACUAAUUUUAAUGAAAUUAAUACCUUCCACAUUCAUCAAACGAUUAAUAAUUGAGGAGUGAGAUUGAAUAUUGGAAUGAUGUAUAAAAAGUUGGGUUCUUCAAACAUUUUACAAAACAAAGUGACAAUUGAUUUUCUCUCUUGUUUUAUAAUAGUGCAAUUUUUGAAUGCAGUUACAUUUUGGGGAAAAUCAUCUGAUUUGUGCAUACUACACAUAAAUAUAUCAAAACAGUGCUAUUAUUUUUAAUUGUCAUAAUCAUAAUCAAAAGAUAAAUUUCAACAUUCUGGACUAUUCAUUGUAUUCAUCAUUAAAAAAAACUAUUUUCAUUAUAGCAGUUCUUAAUCACGAAAAGGAUAUCUAUGGGAGAUAAUGAUACAAUCUUUUGUUUGUUCCUUCCUUGUAAAAUCAGAUACUAUGUUGAUAUGUGUUACUGAAAAGUUGUAGAACCUGACUGAACUGUCUUUUCCAUUGCCUACACAUUUUGUGAUAUUGUAUUUUUGUAGUAUUUUUUAGUAUUUUUAGAAAGUUGAAUUACAAACUGCCUUGCAAACAAUAAACGUGAUUUCUACUGAUAAAUAUUUUUUAUUCAAUUAAGCUUCCUGUUAUUAAUUUUGAAAUUAUAAGCCAACAAACUGGUGUUGAAAAUGUAUAUACAAUUCACGAAAUAGUACUUAGAUAUUACAAUAAUAACUUAGAGACCUUGCAUCACAAUAAACAAAACAAUCAGUAUUUUUUACAAAUGAUGACACUUCAGAUCAUCUCAGAAAACAAUUUCAAAAUACAACAAUUAUGAAGGCACAUAACAAACUUUACGUUCUAAGUUCUAUAAUAUAUGUAUAUAGUCUGUGUAAAUUAUCACUUAGUACGGAAUGAUUCUAAAAACCAAUAUUUACAUGUUACACAUUUUGAUUUGGCUAAAAUUAGUAAUUCAUGUCCUAUAAUACCCAUACAUAAAAAUUUAAUAUGACAACAUGAAAUUUAUAAAGAAGAAAUUGUAUAAAUAUUUCAAAACAUGGCAGUAUGGACCAUUGAGAACAAAAUAUAAAUUAUCAUCAGAUCAUGAGGUUUACUCAUCUCAACUUUUUUAUUUAAUGCAUAUUAAUGCGAUUAUACACACACUGGCACAAUUAGGGGAACGGGUAAAAUUUACACUAAGUUUGACAUCAAUUUUCUCUCGAACCGAUCACUGGAUUCGAAUUUGUUUUUCACGAAUUGUAGCUUCAUUCUUCACGAAUACAUCUGAGAAAUAACCACCUCCAAACGAUUCGUCUUUAUAUCAUAUACAGGGGUGUAAAGAAAGUACGGAUUUUUCGGUAUUCUUCAAGAUAUCCUGUGGAGUGAACCACUGAUAAUUGAAACGAUUUUCCAACACCAAAUUAUAGCCCAAUCUAUCCCGAAUAUUUUCGUUUUUUAUCCAUCUUCAUAUCCCAAUUAUCCAAGAAAAUAUAGAGUUUCAAAGAAGAGGUGGAUAUUGGUAUUAAUUUUACCACCUCGAAACUCGAACUGGGGAGAACGUGUCGUUUUUCAACUUGUUUCUGUGAGAAUUUUCACUUCAAGAUGAGAAUUGUUCACAGUUUUACCUAUCGGUUUACUGUUUAAAGACACAUAUACGAAUACUCUCAUAAAUAUACAGGGGUGAUAAAAGUUGCUCCAAUAUUCUUUCGAAAUGCUAUUUUUGUUAAUCAACGUUGGCUAUUUUGUUAAUGUCAUUAAUUAUUGUCAAAGUCAAGCGAUUCACAAUUCAUAAAUUUGAUUAAUGAAAAUUCAACGUGAGAGAUUUGACUCCUACUGAUGUGGCGAGGGCUGUAGCAUUAAUUGAAAAUGACCAGUGGGCCAAUGUUCUUUUAACAUAAUGAGAACCGCAUCUGCACCAAUUCAAUAGAUGGCAGGGAAAGACUAUAUCGCCGAGGUGAACAAAAUGAACAAUUUGAUUUUACUGCUAUGGCAAAGGUUUAGUCAUGGUUAGGUUAGGUUAGUCAAGAAACCACACAUUUUCAGAUCCAAUUUGAGUUUUGAGGUGUGAAAUUGAUACCAAUAUCCACAUUUCCUUUGAAACUCUGUAUUUUCUUGAAUAAUUGAGAUAUCAAGAUGAAUAAAAAACGAAAAUAUUCAGAAUAGAUUGGGCUCCAAUUUGGUGUUGAGAAAACGUAUCAAUUAUCAGUGGUUCAGUCCACAGGAUGUCUAAAAAAAUACCGAAAAAUCCGUACUUUCUUUACACCCCUGUAUAUGAUGGAAAGACUCAUCGUUCGAACGUAAUUAUUUCUCAGAUGUAUUCGUGGAGAAUGAAGCUACAUUUCGUGAAGAAAAAAAUUUGAAUCGAGCGAUCGGUUCGAAAGAAAAUUGAUGUCAAACUUAGUGUACAUUUUGCCCGUUCCCCUAAUUGUGCCAGUGUGUGUAGUUAUUUCUUUAAUAUGCACGGUGAUGUGAUAUAUUGGAAACACACAAAAUAUCUGAAAUGUUUUGAAAAUGAACAAUAAAACAAUUCUGCAGAAUUCGUCCCCUCCGAGAUUCUUCUACCAGUGACAUCAUGCACGUAGUAGGACGAUUUUGAAACUGGAAACUGACAUACUGUGUUAUGAUUGUAGUUUAGAAUAACUUCUUGUAUUGCAGUUUUGUGUUUUCGAAAAAUUGUUAUUUGGAACUGUAUCAUUCCAAAUGGUCCAUAGUUCCAGAUGUUUCACAUAUUUGAAGUCAACCCACCCCUGUAUAAAGUGUCUUUUCUACCAUUCAUCUCAAUAUCCUCAUACAUAGUACUUUCAUAAAUAUAAGUUUAUCUCUUCCAUUCCAACGCUUAGAAAUGUAAUUUUCAAUGCCCUCAUGAAUUAGUUAUGAAAUAACGUUUUUAACUUCCCUUCAUAACAUUAUAGCGAAAAAGGGUAAAACUUAAGUUUCGUCUGUAAUUCCCAUUUCAUCAGGUGUUCCGUAUAUAAUUUCAAGAAAUAAUCCAAUUUCCACCCAUAAUAUUUGUCGAUAUAUUUGUUGAAGACGUCAUUUCAAGUACCAUUGCUAACUAUAGGGGUAAUCUGUGACUAUAUGCUGUUAGAGCCAAAUUUCAUCAUAUUAGAUUUGUCAGUAAAUCUUAUGUCGCUAUACUGGCGUUCCGCCUGAUUUCUAAAUUCAAUAACGUAACGUAACGCAAGUACUUCCGUUACACGAUAGAAGAUAAAAUAUAGGAUUUUUCCAGUACUUUUAAUAGAAUAUCGUUCCGCAAAACACUGAUCGUGGCUGCAACGCGAGAGAUGCUUAUGUCCAUCUUUAUGUUCGCAUGUCAUAAAAAAGAAAUAAAUUCUUGACCUGGGUCUAUUCCCGGUAAAACGGGAAGUAAUUUUCAAUUGUUUCAUCAAGGAAAAUAUGGGUUUUGACGAACAAUAAAUAUAUUCAAAUUUCAAAUGUCUAUGACUUAAAAACAACUGAAUGACGUCCUGGCCAAUGAUUUCGUGGUCACACUGUAUACACCCGAUUUAGUUCAUUCUAAAUAAUGGCGCCGUUUUUAAAUGCCAAGUGAAAAAACGACCCUGUAUUCUUAUUUGCUUUCUCGUACUACUGAUAGAUUGUGUAAUGAAUAACGUAUGGAAUUACUCACCAAGAAAUUUAUUCGGGAUGAUAAAGAAAUAUGAAAUAGUUUGUUUUCUACAAAAUCUUGGUACUUACUUAUGGUAUAUACUACUUCAGAACCAACUAAUAGUCGCAGCAUCAUCCUUCUAAAAAUCCAAAAUUCUGCCGAAUAUUCUACACAGAAAUCAUUCGAUUGAUUCACGUGUCACUUAACUUCACUUUUGAACAAAAUCCACUUUUUCUAACCACAUCAUGAAAUACACACAAAAAAACUCAGUUGUAUUAUAUUAUACACACAAUGAAACUGAUACAAAACCCGGUAUAUUAAAAGGAAAAGUAAAUUCCGAGGUAAAUUCACUGUCAAAUCACAAUAAUUAUCACUGCAGUCUGCACUGAAACUCACACAACACCCGGUAUACAAAACGAAAAAAUGGUCCGCAUCAUAUCCGCACCCACCGAAAACCGUUUGCAAACUGUUUCAUAUUUCUUUAUCAUCCCGAAUAAAUUUCUUGGUGAGUAAUGCCAUACGUUAUUCAUUACACAAUCUAUCAGUAGUAUGAGGAAGCAAACAAGAAUACAGGGUCGAUUUUUCAUUUGGCAUUUAAAAACGAGUUUCAGUGCAGAGUGAAUUUACCACGGAAUUUACUUUUCCUUUUAAUAUACCGGGUUUUGUAUCAGUUUUAGUGUGUAUAUAACAUGAUACAACUGAGUUUUUUUGUGUGUAUUUCAUGAUGUGGUUAGAAAAAGUGGAGUUUGUUCAAAAGUGAAGUUGAGUGACACGUGAAUCAAUCGAAUGAUUUCUGUGUAGAAUAUUCGGCAGAAUUUUGGAUUUUUAUAAGGAUGAUGCUGCGACUAUUAGUUGGUUCUGAAGUAGUAUAUACCAUAAGUAAGUACCAAGAUUUUGUAGAAAACCUUUCUCUAUGGAUUUUGUAGUAUACGGGGUAUGUCACGACGAGCAUUACACUAUCUUUAUAUCGAGUCCCAACAAAAAUAAUAACACAAAUUAUUAUGUCAAGAUUGACGAGUGUCAAAUUCAGGAAAAUCUAUAAAUGUCAACUUUAUUUCAUCGUCUUACGGUACCGAUUGCAGAACGUUGAAAGAUGCGUAAUGGAAUCUAUAAAUCAGGGGUAAAACUAUGAAUUCAAGAGUUUUUUCUGAACUAAAAAAAAAUGUGUUUAAUGAAUUCUCAUACACCGAGAAGUAAAUUUGACUGUUGAAAAGGACCCCGCACGAAAACAUGGAAGUUUGGCUCUCGGUCGAAUUGGCUGAAAUGUUGCUAUGCUAUGUUGUUAUGGGAUGGCUCAUUAGUAAGAUAUGUGAGUUUAAUGUGAGUUUAAAAAGUUUUGUAUGGUUAGUUUCUGAGAUAUAAGCCGACAAAGUUCGUAAAAACAAAGUAAGCUGGAAAAUUUAUUGAUCGGGACUGAUAAACAUGUCUAGUUAUAACCACAUAAAUUAUAGCAAAUCAGGUUGUAUACGAGACACGGUCAAGAAAUUCCGAAAAAUGAAUUUUUUUUGACCGUGCCUCGUAUACACCCUGGUUUACUUUAUGUGGUUAUAACUAUACAGGACAGGGAGAAAAUAAUACAGUCAACUCCACCAAAACUAUAACUAUAAAGUAUAUUAUAGGUAUAGUUUUGGUGUAGUUCCGAUCAAUACAUUUUCUAGCUUACUUUGUCAUAUUUAUACUGGAAAAACUGUUUUUUUUUUCUUUGUCAAUCCUACCCCGAUACGACGAUUUUACGAAUUUUGUCUGCUUAUCACUCAGAAACUAAGCAUACAAAACUUUUUAAACUAAAAUAUUUUCCUAAUUAUACAAAUCAAUUCAUCGAUUUUAUAACUCUUGCCGUUUCAAUGAAGAAUCACUAACAAUCAUACAACAUAUUUUAAUGAAAAUAAUGAUGAACAACACGAAUUCUCUAUGAAUAUUUCAACCUCCGAAAAGAAUCUUGUUCUAUGCUUACCAAUUCGAAUUAACCAUUCUUAUAACCACAUAAUAUUCAAAGUAUCUAUGAACCUUCAGAUGAUCCUUUCAACACACUAAUGAAGAUAUUAUGUUAUGCAAAUUAAUAAUCAUCAGAACGGAUUUUGCUCUUUUUUACCUAUCUAGUUUCAAAUUUGAGAACACCGAUUUCAAUAGAAACAAAGACAUCAACGUCAGAAGCGUAAAUUUGGGGCAAUCUUUUCGAUUUUUGCUUUACCAUUUAUGAAAAUACUACGAUUUUGUGGAAAUGGCAAUACGGUGAAUCAGUUGUUUGAAGAUCAUUUCCAUCUAAAGUUUACAGACACACCCUGUAAAGAAUACUAUCGAAAAUGUGAGAAAAACAUCAUGAAAUUCGAGAUAAACAUGCACUCAAUCUUUCCCACCUUGAUUGAUUUUGUACUCCGUAGGUUAACAGACACGCGCUUAAGUGAGGUUAGGACUGUUUGGAUUUAUGUACAACUUUGACUAUUUGAAAUGACUAAUUUUCACUUUCGACUAUGUUGUAGUAAUGUGAAAGACAGGUCCAAUUCUCAGGAAGACUCUCCUCAAUAUGGACCGGAGUUCUGCCUUGAGAUCAACACAGACUAUUUCGCACAACAGCGGGUAAUAACUGGAUACAUGGGCUGC
Phaedon cochleariae (mustard beetle) is the source of this 9519-nucleotide messenger RNA. NCBI's taxonomy places the organism in Eukaryota, Metazoa, Arthropoda, Insecta, Coleoptera, Chrysomelidae. The record is from the annotation of a GenBank genome assembly.